AUGAAAUAUUUUUCUCAGUUGAUUGUACUGAAACCAACUGAACAAACACCACUUAGUGCACUUUAUUGUGCUGCUCUUAUCAAAGAGACUGACUUUCCACCAGGUGUUGCCAACAUCAUACCAGGUGAUGGGUCUGAAUGUGGUUAUGCAAUUGCUGUUCAUGCACAUAUUGAUAAAGUAGCUUGUACUAGUCCAGUUGAAAUAAAAACAUUCACUAAUAAAACUAAAAAAAAAAAAUGGAUAGAUAAAUUAGAAUGUGGUAGUGAAGGAGUUGAUAAUAAAGAUUAUUUUAUCAAAGCAACUAUUUUUAGUGGUGUAAAAGAUGAUGUGCAAAUUACAGGUGAAGAGAGUGAUCCUGAUAAAGCAAUUGAAGCUGCUGAAAAAGGUUUCCAAUAUGAUUCACCAUGGCGUAAGUCUGAUCCUGCUGCACGUGCUCAGUUAAUUUGUAAACUUGCUGAUUUACUUCUACAUGUUGUGGGUUAUUUAGCAGCUGGUUUUUCACCAGGUAUUGUUAACAGUGUACCAGUCGAUGUUCUUGUUCGAACUACUCAUAGAGCAGUUUUCACUCAUGCAGGUCAAGUAUGUUUUCCUGCAUCAAGAAUAUUUGUUCAUUUCACACUUCGCGAUGCCUUUGUGUCUAAAAGUGUCGAAUUAGCAAAGAAACGUAUUGUUGAUGAUCCAUUUGAUCUUACAACUGAACAAGGACCAUAG
Messenger RNA from Rotaria sordida, 711 nucleotides. The record is from the annotation of a GenBank genome assembly. Lineage: Eukaryota; Metazoa; Rotifera; Eurotatoria; Philodinida; Philodinidae.